AUGGCGUCCACUUCGACCGGCCCGGCAGCGGUGGCGACCCCCUCGGGCUACCGCACGCCCGACCCCGCGUCCAGUGCGGCAAUCACAGCCGCCAGCAGCAAUGUGGCUGAUGCCGCGCGCCUGGUCCGGUCCUGGGAGACCGGCCCGCCGCCGCCGACUGACAGCCAGAAGCUCCUGAUGCAGCGCCUUCAGGCGAUGGUCAGCCGCGCCGGGCCGCCAGACGGCUCAUUGCGAUUGGUCGUGUCGGCCCCGGUCGAGCGUGAGUUCCUGUCCGGCCUGCCGGAGGACCCGGCCGGGCAGCACCCGGCCCCGGCGGCCUCGGCAUCGGAAGGCGACCAGCCGCCAGCCCCCGCCGCCACUCCCACCGGGGGUGUCAGCUCCCCGGCCCGGCUGGCUGCCAGUGUCCGGUCGAGCGAGGCCUUGUUGGCACAGUCCCGCGUGUCGACCCACAUCGCCUAUGGCGAUUCGCUGCUGAUGCACGCCUCCGCGUGUGACACCAUUCUGGAACAUGCCACCGAGGCCCUGGAUGCGCUGUUUUCCCUGGACUCCACAAGUCAAGAGGUCCGGACCCGGACGCGCGCGCUACAGGACAGCUGCGAUGCGCUGGCCACCAAGCGCGCGUGGUUGGAAAAGUUUGCCACCGCGCUGGACCAGCGCCUGGAUGUCUUUGCCCAGCUGGAUGUGAUCGCCGCGGCGUUGGCUCGACCCCUGGCCGAGGGGGACGACCUGCAACACGAGCUGGCCCUCAUCGAGCGUGCUGAGGCCAGUGCGGCCUUCUUCGAGUCUCGGCCCUUCUACUUGAAUAGCUCGGUGUAUGUGCGUCGGGCGCAUGGCCUCACGCGACAGGCGCUGGGCCGUCUCCGUGAGCGGGCGGUGCUGCUCAUCUCCACCGCACGGCGCGAGGCCCUGGAUCGUGUGUACCGCAAGGUGACUUCUAACCCGCCGGCUGGCGGGGCAUCCGACGCCCCGCACGGCGACCCGGUGACCGAGGUGGAGAUCGAGCGGGCAACCUUGUGCGAUGCGCCAUAUCGAAGCGUGGCCCCGGCGGCGCGCGCGCUGCUGGCCUUCCUGGCCCAGCGGUCGACCCCGGAGCGCCAGGCCAUGGAAGCCACCCGGUCCCUGGUCCGCCAUGACUUCCCGGCCACCACGCAGACGGACUCCACGGCGUUGAUCGUGCACAAGGCCGGGCCUUCGGCACCGGGGGCUCUCAUGGGAGCCGGACCGGCGGCGAGCGCGGCGGCGGCGGCGGCCGCCGCACGCGGCGUGUCUGCCCGGGCCGAAUUGGCGCAGACGGCCGCCGAGACGCUCGGGCAUUUGGUGGCCUGCCGGGACAGUCUCCUCGCCGGCCGGCGGACGGUGCUCGAGUCGUAUGGCGGCAUCUCGCGGUGUCUCGGCGAGCUGGCCAAGCCCAGCAAAGCCACGGUCAUGGGCGGCGGCGAGCUCUGGGACGACUGGCUGGCUUCGGACAUUCAAUGGCCCGGGCAUGCGGGGUUCGCCAGUGGCGGGGGGCCCGGCUCGGAGGCGCCGGUUCGGGAUGAUGGCAGUCUGGCAUCCUUCGCCUACCGGGCAUGCCACUUCCUGUUGGGUGUGUUGGCCGAUGAGGUGCUUCUGUGUUCGGGCUUCUUCACCGACGGCACGUCCCCCUCGGCCGGGAGCGAACCCACCACGCCAGCCGAGAGUCCGGCCUCGGCGCCGGCCCUCAGCCCGCAACUGACUGUGGACGAUAUUGAUGCCUUAAGCAACCACCUCGCAAUACUGGGCAAGCCCUUCCAGGAGCACAUCCGAGCCAAGGCCAUCAGCGAGUCGCGGAUUGACCGGCUGUGUGCCGUGUCAGCCGGACUGUCCCCACUGCUGGAUGACCUCGACGAGCCGGAGUCCAUCGGAGACUCGCUGAACACCCUGCCACACCGGGCCGUGAGCCCGGCCUUGGCGGACAUCCGCACGCGCAUCGCCUUCCGUUCGCAGCAGGCCUCCUCGCGAGCGCUGCUGUACCCGCCCCCCGUACUCGGGUCGCCGGCGGCGGCCGAGGCCCUGGUUCGGCGGAUCUGCGCCCAGUCGCCGGCCAUCGGGUCGGACGCUUCCAGGUCGCUGGUCGGUCGGCCGCCAGCCACGAGUGCCUCCGAGGCGUCCUUGCAGCCGGGGAAUGACGAGCGUGCCUUCCUGAUUGAAUUCCGCACCGAAUGCGGCAUCCCUCUCUCGCCGGUGUGGGGCGACCCGGCGCUGCCUGCCGCGUCGACCCUGUACGCCCCAUUGCGCGUGGUCAUUGAUCUUGUGUAUCUGCUGCACCAGGGCCGCGUGGGCCGGGAUCUCUUCCACUCGCUGGCCGUGGAGCUGGUGGCCAGCAUGCGCGGAGCCGUGCACCAGGCGUCCUUGGCUUUGUUGAACGCCAAAACCCCGACGUGUGAUAUUGACGCGCCGCUCUUCUAUGUUCGGCAUCUGGCGUGCAUUCGUCAGCUGGUGGUGGUGCACUUCGACAUGCAGCCGGUGGCCGGGCUGGAUGUGCCGGUGGCCACGACGUCGCCUUUCCUGGCACCGCAGCCCGGCACCCCCGGGCCCUCGGGGCAGGAGUCGUCAAGUGCAGCCCCAGCAGCGAGCUCUCCCGGUCGGGGCGGGCUGCUUGCCGGAGCCAGUGGCUAUGCGGCCGGGAUGCUCGGGGGCUUCAUGCAGCGCGGCAUCCAGGUCCUGACGGACACCCUGCCCCCGGUGACUGGUCACCUGCAGAACUCCGGCCCCUUCAGUCGCUUUGCCGAGGUGCCCAUCAAUCUGGCGGCCGCAGCGGCGGCUGCCCAAUCCAUCCUGUCCCCGGCGCUGGGAAUGCCCGGGGGACGGCCGGCCACGGCAGCGGCCGUCUUGCCGGGGGUCGCCUCGGUGGCCGGGGCCGCCGGCAUGGAUGCCGACCUGCGCACGGCUCUGGCAGCUUGGCGCACGGCGGUGGCCACACGCACGCUGGCCCCGCUGGCAGCCACCGGGCCAUCGGCCUCGGAGGUUGAUGAUGGCCUGCGCGGGGCCCUGGCCCGUGCCGCGGCCCUCCUGCCGGAGCACCUGCUCCGGCUUCACCAGUUCCUGCUGGGCAUCGCUGAUGGGGCCGAUGUCGAUGCCGACCCGGAGGACCUGGACGGCGCGCUACACGGCGAGGGAGGCACCGGGCCCGGGCUCGGGCCGGCCUUUUGCCACAGUGGCCGGCCGGGGUGA
This is a messenger RNA of Fonticula alba, 3192 nucleotides long. RefSeq lists its product as hypothetical. The coding region runs from base 1 to 3192 and encodes 1063 amino acids. The record is from RefSeq and is a predicted model, not a curated record. NCBI's taxonomy places the organism in Eukaryota, Rotosphaerida, Fonticulaceae. Gene Ontology annotation, biological process: intra-Golgi vesicle-mediated transport; intracellular protein transport; Golgi organization. Gene Ontology annotation, cellular component: membrane; cis-Golgi network; COG complex. The transcript is spliced from 9 exons.